Molecule: messenger RNA, 396 nt
Organism: Cylicostephanus goldi
Lineage: Eukaryota; Metazoa; Nematoda; Chromadorea; Rhabditida; Strongylidae
Source: the annotation of a GenBank genome assembly
AUGUCUCUGCUGCCACCCGAGUUGACUUGUCGCCCAAUAUAUACGCUCAAAAUCCCUGGUUCUCACGACUCGGGCGCCUCGUAUUUUCUUAAUGAUAAACUUCCUGUUGCAAAUGAUGAAGAUGUCCCUAUUCAGCAACUAGGAAGAGCAUUUUGUAUAAGACGUGGGAUUAAGCGAUGGGCUGUUUGUCAGAGCUGUUCUAUACGAGACCAACUUGAUCAUGGAAUUCGCUACCUCGACUUACGGGUGUCAAAUCCACCAGUUGGAGUUCGCAAAUCAAAGACAGAUUUCCGUUUAAUUCAUGCUUUGUAUGGUCCAAAGUUACGUGAUGUUUUUCGAGAGAUCCUGGAUUUUCUUACAGUGAAUACUAAAGAGGUGUGUUUCUACCAGUUUUAA